Cynara cardunculus var. scolymus (artichoke) is the source of this 994-nucleotide messenger RNA. Its product is annotated as very-long-chain enoyl-CoA reductase-like. Gene Ontology annotation, biological process: lipid metabolic process. Lineage: Eukaryota; Viridiplantae; Streptophyta; Magnoliopsida; Asterales; Asteraceae. The coding region runs from base 78 to 875 and encodes 265 amino acids. The record is from RefSeq and is a predicted model, not a curated record. Gene Ontology annotation, molecular function: oxidoreductase activity, acting on the CH-CH group of donors. The transcript has 2 exons.
CGCUCCCUUUUCAGCUGAAACCUCAAAAUUUUGGUACACCAUUUCGUGUGAGAGAUUCAGAUUUGGAUAACGCAAAAAUGGUUAUUUCGUUGUUGCUCUUGUUUCCACCGCCAUCUUCCUUUUUCGUGACCGUGAUGUCGAUAUUAAGCUGUGUAUCGCUCGCAAAUGGUGGAUUCAUGGAAGCAAAAGGCAAACAUAUGCAGUAUUCCAAGUUCUUCAACGUCUCAAACAAACCAAAUGAUCAGCUGAUUAAGUUGCCUAGUAGAACCGGUAUGCUUAUAGUCUAUACGCCAGCACUCCUUGCAGGCCUUUCUUAUUCAGCCAUUUUUCCUUAUCGAGAUCUUCGAAUCGUGAUGCUUGUCUCUGUUCUCACCAUUCAUUUCUUCAAAAGGGUCAAUGAGGUGUUAUUCGUUCACAAAUAUAGCGGUUCCAUGGCACUGGAUGCUGCCAUAUCUAUUGGUUUAAGCUACACCAUCAGUGCCAUGACAAUGAUUUAUGCUCAAUACUUAUCUCGAGAAUUUCGUGAGCCUGCAAUCGAUCUCAAAUACAUUGGAAUUGCAUUGUUCUUAAUCGGAAUCGUUGGAAGCUUUUAUCAUCAUAACAUUCUUUCUAAUCUAAGAAAGAAGGGUGAUAGAGAGUACCGUCUCCCGAAAGGAGGAUUGUUUGAUUUGGUUAUAUGCCCACAUUAUCUCUUCGAGAUUGUAGAGUUCAUAGGAGUCUCUUGCAUUGCUCAAACAACGUACACGUUUUCUUUCACUCUCGGCACGAUGUUUUACUUGACGGGAAGGAGUUACGCGACACAAGAAUGGUACCGUUCAAAGUUUGGGGAGAGUUUUAACAAGGAUGUCAAGGCUUUAAUUCCCUAUACUUUUUAAAUCAUAAAGUUAUAUGCGUAGCUAUAUAAAUACCAUUUAGUUUAGAACGAAAACUUGUAACUUUGUCAUCGUUGGUUCUUUCGAAGAACUAUUAUAAUUAAUAAGUUAAAAUUGGUGGA